Cuscuta europaea is the source of this 1479-nucleotide messenger RNA. Lineage: Eukaryota; Viridiplantae; Streptophyta; Magnoliopsida; Solanales; Convolvulaceae. The record is from the annotation of a GenBank genome assembly.
GGUGCGGUAAAAAAAUCUAUAAAUACUCCUAGUCUUAAACAUUUUUCCAUAUCUCUUCUCUAACUCUUCCAAAAUCCUACUCUCUACUCUCUAAUUAUCUUCAUCUUCAUCUUCUCAAAUUUUCUUAUUCUCCAAUAUAUUAUAUAUCUACUUAUAAAGACAUAUAUUAGAUUUCUUAUCUACUUAUAUAGUUAUAUAUUAAUUAUCUAUUUAUAAAUACAUAUAUUAUAUUAUUUAUAUUUCUUAUCUACUUAAUCUCUAUUUAUUAUCUACUAAAUACAUACAAUUUAUAUCUACUUAGGCUAUGUUUGACACACAAAAGCCCCUAGCUUCUAGUUUUUCUAUUAUUUAAAAAGACCUUAAAAGACUCUAGUUGUGUGUUUGGCCCAAUAGUUUUUUAGAGAAGUCCAGAUCUUUUAAGAUUUUUUAUCAUAUGCUAGUUGGGGAAGCGUUUAAAAAGAAAAGAUCUUUUCCGUUCGUUUCUGAUUUCCUCGUAUAACCCUGCGCCCCCCUAUGCCGUUCUUCUCUAACGCAAUUGCUCCGUGCGUUUCAUCUUCCUCAUCUUGCUUAUACAACUCUUUCUUCAUAGCAAUCUCCAUAUGUGUUGAAGCUUCUCUGAUCCCCCCCGAUUUCCCUUUAUCAGAUGGUAUGGAAGAUGGUAGAUAUUCGGUUGAUAUGCGUAAUCUCGACCGCAACCGAACGAACGAGCUUGCGAGGAAGAGAUCCUGCAAAGGUAAAUCACAUAUCGGCUCUUCAUCUCAAAGCCGGGAUAAUUUUGAUACGGGUUACGCAAGGAUGGAUGAGGAUGCAAUGACCGAUGAACAACUAGAACAAGAAUUGCACCGACAUAAUAGCCGCUUUUUCCAAGACCAGCCGAUGACCAUUGACGAAGAAGAGCUCGAGGAUGACGAUGUGGAGGAAGUAAUUUCGAAGAUGCCACGACGCCGACACAAAGGAGGGUGGCGGCAGCCACGACGGUGACGAGCCUACCUCAUCCCAAACCGUACGAAAAAAAGUAAAUCUGAACUAAUGUUUCAUAAUUUUGAUAAGUGGAAGGACCCGAACACCGAGAAUUGGAACGCAACUUGCAAGUGGUGCAAAAAAAUUAUAGCUUGGGGAUUUCCGGCGGAUACGGAUCCGCCGCAAGGCAUCUUAAGGCCAAACACACAAUGGAGUCUGCAAAAUUAGGCGGCGGAACGGGGAAGCAAACUCAAAUAUCGAGGUUUGCAAAUAACCAACAAUCUUUUGGUAAUUUCUCACAAUGAUGCACAAAAUUUGACUGGUAUGGCUAACUUACUUGUUGGAGAAAAUUUGUCUUAUUUGUUUUCUGAAAGUCUUGCUUUCAAAGAUAUGUACAAACUUGUUUAAAUCCUCAAUAUAGAGGUUAUAGUCGCAAAACGGUUACGAAAGAAAUUGUAAGGUUUUAUGGUAUGGAAAAGGUAAGGUUACAAAAUUAUUUUACAAAUUUUGAUGGGCGUG